Molecule: messenger RNA, 1107 nt
Organism: Prosopis cineraria
Lineage: Eukaryota; Viridiplantae; Streptophyta; Magnoliopsida; Fabales; Fabaceae
Product: xanthohumol 4-O-methyltransferase-like
Biological process (GO): methylation
Molecular function (GO): O-methyltransferase activity; S-adenosylmethionine-dependent methyltransferase activity; protein dimerization activity
Source: RefSeq, a predicted model, not a curated record
AUGUUCGGUUUUGUAGAUUCCAUGGCCCUCAAAUCCGCCGUGGAGCUCCGCAUUCACAUUAUACACCGCCACGGCGGACCUAUCUCCCUCUCCCAGAUCACCGCCUCCCUCUCCGACGCUCCUUCUCCCGACCCUGCCUCCCUCGCCCGCAUCAUGAGACUUCUCGUCCGCCGCAGCAUCUUCACCGCCCACCACCCCUCCGACGGCGGAGAUACCCUCUACGGCCUCACCCACUCUUCUCGCUGGCUUCUUGGUGACUCAGACUUGAACCGCCCCGCGCUUCUCAUGCAGAACCAUCCCACCCUUAUGGCUCCCUGGCACUGUCUGAGCCGCUGCGUGCGAGAGGGUGGCACGGCGUUCAAGAAGGCUCAUGGCCUAGAGAUCUGGGAGUUAGCAUCGGAGAGCCCAGAGUUCAACAAGCUAUUCAACGACGGGAUGGCGUGUACGGCGAGGAUGGUGAUGAGGGCGCUCACAUCGGCGUACGAGGAAGGGUUCCAGAGCAUUGGAUCGUUGGUGGAUGUGGGAGGGAACACCGGAGGGACGGCUUCGGAGAUAGUGAAAGUUUAUCCCCACAUAAAGUGCGUCAACUUUGAUCUGCCCCAUGUGAUCGCCACCGCGCCUGAAUACGAUGGGAUCACCCACGUCGGAGGAGACAUGUUCCACUCUAUCCCUCCUGCUGAUGCUGUUUUCAUGAAGUGGAUACUGCACGAUUGGAGCGACGAAGAUUGCAUAAAGAUACUGAAGAAUUGCAGGGAGGCGAUAGCAGAAGAGGGAGGGAGGGUGAUAAUUGCAGAGUUUGUGCUGAAGCCGGACGGGAGCGAAGUGUUCGACGACACAGGGUUGGUCACCGAUCUGCUGAUGAUUGCUCAUUCCGCCGGCGGAAGAGAGAGGACUCAGUCGCAGUGGAAGACUCUGUUACACCAAGCUGGCUUCCCUCGUAUUCGAAUCAUCAACACACCCUCUUUCUUAUCCAUCAUUGAGGCUCACCCACUCUGAAACCAUUCAUCAACCUCCACUCUUCUAUUUUGCUUGCACCUAUCUUUGCUAAUUCAUGUGUCAAAUUUUAAGUAUGAAUAAUAAAAUUUGCACCUAUCCAGCAUGGCUACA